Molecule: messenger RNA, 422 nt
Organism: Medioppia subpectinata
Lineage: Eukaryota; Metazoa; Arthropoda; Arachnida; Sarcoptiformes; Oppiidae
Source: the annotation of a GenBank genome assembly
AUUACAAUUUUAAUAAGACAUGUAAUUAAAACUAUAGCGUAAAGAAUGUAUUGCUUCAAUCAAAUUGCAUUUUGGAAGCCUUUGGAAACGCAAAGACCAAUAGAAAUGAUAACUCGAGUCGUUUCGGGAAAUAUAUGGACAUUAACUUUGACUUUAAAGGCGAUCCAUUGGGUGGACACGUCUCUAAUUAUUUACUUGAAAAGUCCCGAGUUAUAGGACAACAAACAGGCGAAAGAAAUUUCCACUCAUUUUACCAGUUAUUAAACGGCUCUCCAGAGGGGUUGUUAAAUAAGUUGGGACUUAAACGAGAUCCGAGUCAUUACUAUUACCUCAAACAAGGAGGAAGUUUUAAAGUCGAUUCGAUUAAUGAUAAAACCGAUUAUAAAGGAGUGGAGAAUGCGAUGAGAGUAUUGAAUUUCAAU